Zeugodacus cucurbitae (melon fly) is the source of this 617-nucleotide messenger RNA. RefSeq lists its product as uncharacterized. The record is from RefSeq and is a predicted model, not a curated record. The coding region runs from base 11 to 586 and encodes 191 amino acids. Gene Ontology annotation, molecular function: iron ion binding; oxidoreductase activity. NCBI's taxonomy places the organism in Eukaryota, Metazoa, Arthropoda, Insecta, Diptera, Tephritidae. The transcript has a single exon.
UAUAUAGUAUAUGUAUGCAUGUUUAUGUUUAGCCAUGAUACAAUGUUCCGGUGAAGCAACGUACAUGAAUGACGUACUAACUUCUUCAAACUCUGUUUUUUGUGCCUUUGCUAUUGCAACAAAAGUUGGCGCAAAUAUCGAAAAGAUUGAUGCUUCUGAAGCUUUGCAAACGCCAGGUGUGAUAGCUUUUUAUACAGCAAAAGAUAUUCCGGGAACUAAUUCAUCAUGCGACCCAUUGUUCGGCUAUGAAUUUGAAGAGAUUUUUUGUACAGAUAUUGUUAAAUAUUAUGGCCAACCUAUAGGCGUAUUGGUUGCACAAACAAAUGAUAUUGCGAACCGUAUUGCCUCCAAAGUAAAAGUGACAUAUUCAAGCAGUAUACAUAAUAUUUUAACAUCAACUAAAGAAGUGUUUGAAGCACAUGAAAUGAAACGUAUUAAUAUGAUAAAAACUUCGAAGUUCGAUGAAAUAAAAUUUUCACAGGAACCAGAUAUUAAUGCUAAAGGUCUUUUUGAAAUGGGUGGACAAUAUCAUUUUACAAUGGAACCCCAAACUACUAUCGUUGUUCCUUUCGAAGAAGCAUUUUAAGUUUGGGCAGCAACGCAGUGGAUGGAUCAUA